GUCUCACAAACGGUGCGCCAGUAACCCAAGAACUCAUAAAAACAUGGUUUGGAGGUGGCAAAACGGUCGACAACUAUUGUCGCGAAAAUUAUGCUGCUGUUCUUGAGGAUAUUCGUGAAAAUGGAAGUUAUAUUGAAGAGAUGAAACAGAGUCCUGAGUACGCUCUGACGCUCACAAUCCUACUAGACCAAUUCUCACGAAACAUUUAUCGAAAAACUGCGAUCCCAUUCCGUGACUUUGAUCCGUUAGCGUUACAAGUUACGUAUCAUGCGAUUGAUAAAAAGUUCGAUGAGAGGUUGAAUGCGCCGUUAGAGCAUUCGGAAAGUAAAAAUGAUCAAGAAUUAUCGAUAACGAAAUUCAAAUGGAAUUAUGAGACUGCACCUCCCCUCCACACUCAAGUAACGAAAGUCUUCUACGAAUAUGCGCAGAGUCAUAAAUCUAUUAUUGACAAAUUUGGACGAUAUCCACAUCGUAAUAAAAUUCUCGGCCGUGAAUCGAGUAUUGAGGAAAUUGAAUAUCUGAAGACGGCGGAUUCUUAA
Ambispora leptoticha is the source of this 539-nucleotide messenger RNA. NCBI's taxonomy places the organism in Eukaryota, Fungi, Glomeromycota, Glomeromycetes, Archaeosporales, Ambisporaceae. The record is from the annotation of a GenBank genome assembly.